AUUAAAAUGGGUCCAGUCUGUUCUGCCAGAAAACCUAAUUCAAAAACUCAAAAAUAAAAAGAAGAAUUUAAAACAAAUAAUUAACCAUGUCUCGAAGCCACAUCUUUAGCAGGAUAAUCUCUUCCUUUAGAAAUCAAAAAUGAUUCUAACUUAGAAUAAAUGGUAUAAGAUCUUAUGAAGCUCUUUAAAAGAUUCUCAAUGUUUCUUGAUCUUGUUGGUAAUCUAGAUUAACUUCCAUAAUUAACAAGAGAUAAAAUUAAUACAUGUAUUGUAAUCAAAUAAAAUAUUUCUAUUAUCAUUCAAAAUAAUGUUAAGAGAGUUAUGAGAGAAUAACAGAUCAUUAAAAGAAUUGAUGAAUCAGAUUAUUAUCUUAUUUAUAAUGAUCGAAAAUUUGCUGCGACAAUCAACUAAUUAAUGUCGAAAUUAUCUAAUGUUAUUUUAACUGACCUUAAACCUGAUGAAGAUUUCUAAUCAGCUUUUCCAAUCUUAGCAGUGUCAUUCGAAGAAGAAGCAUAAAAAAUUAAUACUAUUGUUGAAAAAUUUAAAAACAAUAUUAAUUUUUCAAUCAGAAAAGGAAGUUCAUAACAUUCACUUUCUAUUCCCUAAUAAUAAGCAAAAAGAAAGUCAUCACAAUAAUGA
Molecule: messenger RNA, 639 nt
Organism: Paramecium sonneborni
Lineage: Eukaryota; Ciliophora; Oligohymenophorea; Peniculida; Parameciidae
Source: the annotation of a GenBank genome assembly